AUGGCUGAUGUGAUUGGAGGCUGGGAUUUACCUGUUUACUUCUGUCAUUUGCUUUAUGAUUUUUUUAAUAACCUGCAGUUCCCAGUGGGUAGGAUUCACCGUCUACUUAAGUCAAGGACAACAUCUCAUGGGAGAGUAGGAGCCACUGCUGCUGUAUAUUCUGCUGCUAUCCUGGAGUAUUUGACUGCGGAAGUGUUGGAAUUGGCUGGAAAUGCAAGCAAGGAUCUUAAGGUCAAACGAAUCACUCCCAGGCAUUUGCAGCUAGCCAUCCGUGGUGAUGAAGAGCUCGAUACGCUGAUCAAAGGAACCAUUGCUGGUGGAGGUGUGAUUCCUCAUAUCCACAAGUCUCUUAUCAACAAAUCAUCCAAGGAAUAGUUUCCAAACUGAGCGACAAGUCUUGUGUUGAUAUAGACCCUCUUUCCUAUAACCAGAACCAUGGAUUUGCUCCUCUUUGCUGCUGUAAAAGUAGGUCUCGGGUCUGGCAUGUCUGUGUUUGUUCUGUUGGCACUUCUGCUUUAUUUUCUUUUUUAUUUGCUGGACUUGUGAACGCUUGAAUCAGUAAAUGUUGUGGAUAACUGGAUUUUUUCACAGAGAACAGUAUUUGGUUCGCUUACCAGAUUUAAUUAGUCAUAGGGGGGUUAUAUGUAUUAUGCAUGGUGAUCUAGAGACACUUUGCCUUGUUUGUAGGACAGAUUUUUCCUUUACAAAAAAUGUUAAAUUAGAUUUCAUCCUCUUGGAUCUGACUCAGUUAAA
Molecule: messenger RNA, 753 nt
Organism: Carica papaya (papaya)
Lineage: Eukaryota; Viridiplantae; Streptophyta; Magnoliopsida; Brassicales; Caricaceae
Source: RefSeq, a predicted model, not a curated record